AUGUCUGCUGAAGUCUCCACAUGUAUUAUGAAACCAGAGGCUUACGUUGGCCAACAGGGAGGCAACGGAGAAAAAGAAAAUGGCUUAGAGGUGCAGCCGAAGAAGGAUGUUUACUGUCAAUUCGUGCAAAGCUUUGAGAAGGCUUUGACUACCGUUACUUCCACUAGUCACCUUGAUGGCGGUGAAGAACUGGUCAAUGGCUUGAAAAUGCGGGAGAAGCAAGAUGUCUAUGUUGACUUUGUGGAAAAUUUUGAGAAUGCUCUGACUACAGUAACUGCUACCGUGAGCAAUGUCAUCAAAAUUGGAACAGAAGGAAGCAACGAGACGAAAUCGAAGUUGAAAUCGUUCACUUUGGAAGGGAUAGCUGAUUAUAUUAAAACAGAACAUCCAUGUAACGUAAUUGUUAUGAGUGGCGCUGGCAUCUCUACCUCUGCCGGUAUUCCUGAUCUUAGGAGUCCAGGAAUUGGUUUAUACGAUAAUCUGCAAAAAUACAACCUUCCCGAUCAACAAGCAGUUUUUGAUCCAGCAUUUUUCCAAGACAAUCCUGAACCUUUUUUCAGUUUUUGCAGACAGCUAUUUCCCAAAUAUAAAAAGGUAAGGCUUCGUCAUUUUUUUUUGAGAUGAAU
Messenger RNA from Strongylus vulgaris, 626 nucleotides. The record is from the annotation of a GenBank genome assembly. NCBI's taxonomy places the organism in Eukaryota, Metazoa, Nematoda, Chromadorea, Rhabditida, Strongylidae.